AUGGGCAACACCACGUCUGUCGACCCAAGCCCGCUGGGCGUCUCGCCGGAAGAGGGCAAGGUGCUGGCGUCGUCCACCAUUCACCGUGACGUGUUCCUCGCCCACCUCGCACCCUUUAUCGGCACAGGCGCCGCUACCGCUGUCUUUACCGCCUGCGUCGCCCACUACGAGCCAUGCCCGUCGGCAGAAGCAACCGCCCGCGCAGCUGCCGAAGUCAUGACCGGCGAGCAGUUUGCAGCAGGCCUCGCCAGCCUGCUCGGCAAGGCCUCGUCGGAUUUCACCGCCCUGCCCUCGCUGCUAGCCCUCACCUGGGUCAGGCCGUAUGUGACCCACGCGCGCGCGGCUACGGCCCGGCUCAUGGCCCCGGCUGCGGAUGCAGCGCCCUCGGUUGCCUCGACUGAGGAUGUCGGCCUCCUUCUGCAUCUGGUUCUCGCCGAUGCGCUCGCCGUCGUCUUUGACGGCGCGCUGCCUGACGACGAGCCGGCGUGGGAGGACGAGCUCGAAGCCUUUGUGGCGCGCACCGCCGCCGCCGCCGUCGCCGAGGCCGCCAAGCAUGGCAUCCGCCGCUCCCCGAAAACCAUUGUUGCCCAUUUGCUCCGCACCCGCCUCCCGGGCCUCGUUCCCAACAUGCUUUCGGCGCUCAUCGCCGGCCUCGAGGCCGCCGCGGGCGCUGCCGCCGCCGCAGGCGUCAUCACCAUUGGCUCCAACAAAAUUGCCCAGCAUGUGCCGGCUACAACCAAUUUUGUUGUCCGCGCCUCUGCGCUUGAUGCCGCCAGCCUCGUUCCAGUCGGCGUCGAUCUCGGCGCAGCGCCCAAGCUCGCGCUCGCGCUUGUUCUUCUCACUGGCCGCGCCGCACUCCUCCCGCGGACACGCACGCCAGCAGACGAAGCCAGCUCAUCCGCCCGUGCGCGUGCGGCGCCAGACGCCUCCUCCGGCUCGGCCGAUGCCUCCGUCUCGAUUGACGACCUCGACUCGCCGGUCCUCUACGACUCGGCCGUCCACGGUCAGGCUCUUUCGUCUCUGGUGGCGCAGGUGGCGCAGUACCGCGCGCCGUCGCUGCUGGUUGCGUCCGGCGCCGACUUUUCGCUCGGCGUCCUCAUUGCCCACGAGUGGCCGGGCUCCCCAUCGAACCCGCUCGCCAACAAGUUCUUUGGCUCACCAGCGUGUGUCCUUGUCUCGUUUACGCCUCGCCUGGAGGUCUGCGCCGUCACCGGCCCGCGUGACAACUUUAUGUACCUGUACAAGCCACCCCAGGGCUCAACUUCGCCGGUCAAGUCAAGUGAUCCGUCGCGCGCUCCGGUCUCGUGCCUCGCCUUUGGCGGCCGACACGGCUCGUUCCGCCUUCACCUUCCCGAAAUGCUCAACAGGGUUCACGCCCGCGCUGUCGGCACCACCUACGCCAAUGGGGUACUUAUUGGCGAUGGCGACGAGGCCGCUGCAGACGUCGAUCGCGUUGUCGUUUUUGGCCUCGGUGGCCCCGACGCCCGCCUCGCCCACGCCCACGCCCUCAAGCGCACCGACGCCCUCAUCCAGCAGCGCCGCAAGGUUGAUCGCGCCGCCCUCGCCGACAAUGCCGACCGCGCCAUCCUCGAACUCGCCGGCGCCCACGACACCACCGCUCGCGCCCGCGUCGCAAACGAGGAGCGCAAUGCAUAG
Thecamonas trahens ATCC 50062 is the source of this 1656-nucleotide messenger RNA. RefSeq lists its product as uncharacterized. NCBI's taxonomy places the organism in Eukaryota, Apusomonadida, Apusomonadidae. The transcript is spliced from 2 exons. Bases 1 to 1656 code for a protein of 551 amino acids. The record is from RefSeq and is a predicted model, not a curated record.